This is a messenger RNA of Lathyrus sativus (Indian pea), 1731 nucleotides long. NCBI's taxonomy places the organism in Eukaryota, Viridiplantae, Streptophyta, Magnoliopsida, Fabales, Fabaceae. The record is from the annotation of a GenBank genome assembly.
AUGGCGGUCACUACUCACUCUCUAACCGCUACAGAAAAGAAACACUGGUGGCUCACAAACCGAAAGAUUGUUGAGAAAUACUUGAAAGAUGCUCGGAACUUAAUAGCGACGCAAGAACAGAGCGAGAUUGUUUCGGCUUUGAAUCUUCUGGAUGCGGCUUUAGCUAUAUCUCCGCGUUUAGAUCAGGCGCUUGAGUUGAAAGCGAGGUCGUUGCUUUAUCUACGGCGGUUCAAGGAUGUUGCUGAUAUGCUUCAAGAAUAUAUUCCGAGUUUGAGAAUGGCGAAUGAAGAUCCUUCCUCUGGUUCUUCUUCUGAGUCGUCUUCUUCGAGGGAAGGUGUGAAGCUUCUUUCGUCUGAUUCGCCGGUGAGAGAUCAGAGUUUUAAGUGUUUCUCUGUUUCUGAUCUUAAGAAAAAGGUUAUGGCUGGUUUGUGGAAAAGCUGUGAUAAAGAAGGGCAAUGGAGAUACUUGGUUUUGGGUGAAGCAUGUUGCCAUUUAGGAUUAAUGGAGGAUGCAAUGGUUCUUCUCCAAACUGGAAAACGGAUUGCCAGUGCAGCAUUCCGGCGAGAGAGUGUCUGCUGGUCGGACGACAGUUUUCCUCUGUUAACCAUCCCGAUUGCUGGAGAUACGGCGAACCAACCGAGCACCUCACCGCCACGAGUUCCUAUAAAUGUAACUGAAAGAGUAACACAUCUCCUCAGCCACAUUAAGUUUCUCCUUCGCCGUCGUGCAGCAGCACUUGCUGCACUUGAUGCCGGUCUUUAUUCAGAAGCCAUUCGUCAUUUCUCGAAAAUUGUUGAUGGGCGGCGUGCUGCUCCACAAGGCUUCCUUGCGGAGUGUUACAUGCAUAGAGCCUCUGCAAACCGUUCUGCUGGUCGAAUCGCUGAGUCCAUUGCUGAUUGUAACCGCACCCUUUCCUUAGACCCAACCUGCAUUCAAGCCCUUGAAACCAGAGCUUCACUUUUCGAAACAAUUCGUUGCUUACCUGAUUCUCUACAUGAUUUAGAACAUUUGAAACUUCUCUACAACUCCAUCUUACGUGACCGGAAACUUCCCGGUCCGGCAUGGAAGCGUCACAAUGUGAGAUACAGAGAGAUUCCAGGGAAACUCUGUGCUUUAACCACCAAGAUUAAAGAACUGAAACAAAGGUUAGCUUCUGGUGAAACAACUAGUGUUGAUUACUAUCCAUUGAUUGGGAUUCGACGAGGCUGUUCGCGAUCCGAAUUGGAGAGAGCUCAUUUGUUGCUUUGUCUUCGCCAUAAGCCUGAUAAAGCUACGAAUUUCAUCGAAAGGUGCGAAUUUGCAGACGAACGGGACAUUGAUACAGUUAAAGAGAAAGCAAAGAUGUGUUCAUUGUUAUUGUACAGAUUGAUUCAAAAGGGUUACACGAGUGUGAUGAGUAAUGUAUUAGACGAAGAAGCCGCCGAAAAACAAAGAAAGAAAAACGCGGUUGCUGCAGCACAGGCACAGGCACAAGCACAAGCACAGGCACAGAUAGCAGCCAUUCAAAAGAAAACAAAUGAAGCUGAGUUGAAAAACAACAAGCCAGAAGUUAAGAUUGGUAAUGUUUUAGUCGAAAACGAUCAGUCUCAGUCUCUUAUAUCUUCCUGUACCGUAAACCCGGCGGUGUUUCAAGGUGUGUUUUGCCGCGACCUUGCAGUGGUCGGAAGCUUGUUGACGCAGGUGGGAUUUAAUCGUCCGAUUCCUGUGAAGUAUGAAGCAUUGAGCUGCUAA